AUGGUCAAGAACCUCGUCGUCUUCGACUUUGACUGGUCCUUCGUGGACCAGGACACCGACCGCUGGGUCUUCGAGGUGCUCUCCACCGAGCUCAGGCGCACGCUCCAGGACCGCAAGAGCGCCGGAUCGCAGUGCAUGCCUGAUGUUGUCGACCAGACCAUGGAGGACCUCUUCCAGGCCGGCUUCAAGAAGGAGCAGGUUCUUGACGCUCUCCGCAUCCUCCCCGUCCACCCUGCCAUGAAGCGCGCCGUCACCAGCCUCAAGGCCAAGGGCGAGACUACCUUCCUCUGCCUUUCCAACUCGAACCAGGUCUACAUUGCCACCAUCCUCGAGAAGCACGGCCUCUCCAACCUUUUCGACCAGGUCAUCACCAACCCCUCGCACUGGGACGGUGACAGGCUGCACAUUGGCCGCCGCCUGCCCGCCGACGGCCCCCAGCACACCUGUACCAUCGGCUGCCUGCCCAACAUGUGCAAGGGCGACGAGCUCGACGCCUGGCUGGCCGCCCACGGCGGCAAGGACUCGUUCACCAAGAUCCUGUACGUCGGCGACGGCGGUAACGACUUCUGCCCCCUGCUGCGUAUGCGCCAGGGCGACGUCGCGUGCGUGCGCAAGAACAUGGAGCUGCAGGCCAGGAUCGAGAAGGAGGGCGAGAAGGUCGGCUGCAAGGUCGACGUCGAGCUCUGGGACCAGGCCUGGAUCAUUGACGAGAUCUUCUCCAAGCUCUAA
This is a messenger RNA of Apiotrichum porosum, 729 nucleotides long. RefSeq lists its product as uncharacterized. The coding region runs from base 1 to 729 and encodes 242 amino acids. The transcript is spliced from 4 exons. NCBI's taxonomy places the organism in Eukaryota, Fungi, Basidiomycota, Tremellomycetes, Trichosporonales, Trichosporonaceae. Gene Ontology annotation, molecular function: phosphatase activity. The record is from RefSeq and is a predicted model, not a curated record.